Scleropages formosus (Asian bonytongue) is the source of this 3234-nucleotide messenger RNA. RefSeq names its product HDGF like 3 (gene hdgfl3). The transcript has 5 exons. The coding region runs from base 427 to 1056 and encodes 209 amino acids. The record is from RefSeq and is a predicted model, not a curated record. NCBI's taxonomy places the organism in Eukaryota, Metazoa, Chordata, Actinopteri, Osteoglossiformes, Osteoglossidae.
GGAAGUGUGGAAAGGUGCGGGGCACGAGAGGAGUUCAUUGAGGAGCCCGUGUUUUUUGUGUGGGACCGCCGCGCUGUGUGUCUGUGCAUCAGGAGGAGAGGGACCGCGCGGCUUCUCCCUCCGCGGUGGCCCUACAUCAAAGGACCGCGCUCGCAGCUCCGCGCCGCCGCGCUCUCCGCGUUUCGUAACGCGUUUUUUUCCACAUCUCACCAUUUUUUCUGGGGUUGCUGGCUAAGAAACGAAUGGUAUUUUUCUUGGGCCAUUCUCAAAAUAUUACAUGUUUUAUAGCCGUAAAGGAAAAGAGGUAACGCGCGCUGUGAAACCGUGGUAGUCGCUCAUUUCCCGUUUCGUGGCUGUUUGAAAAAUACUUGAUAUUACCUCAAGAAAAUCGAGUACGGAAUAAAAAAAAACCGUUUUUUCAAAAAAAUGGCUCGUCCGAGACCUCGGGAGUACAAAGCUGGAGAUCUUGUUUUCGCCAAGAUGAAGGGGUACCCACACUGGCCGGCGAGGAUUGAUGAACUCCCAGAAGGAGCUGUGAAACCUCCCGCAAAUAAAUACCCAAUAUUUUUCUUCGGCACCCAUGAAACAGCAUUUCUGGGUCCGAAGGAUCUCCUGCCAUAUAAGGAAUACAAAGAUAAGUUUGGAAAGUCCAACAAGAGAAAAGGAUUCAAUGAGGGGUUAUGGGAAAUUGAGAAUAAUCCAGGUGUCAAAUUCACUGGCUACCAGGCUAUCCAGCCCCAGAGCUCCUCAGAGACAGAGGGGGAGGGGGGCAACACAGCGGAUGGCAGCAGUGAGGGUGAGGAGGGGGACUCUGUGGAAGAAGAUGGACAGGGGAAGCAGAAGGAGGACAGGGCAGGAGCCAAGCGGAAAAAGACUGCUUCCUCCAAGAAGUCGUCCAAAUUGUCACGGAAGUCUUCGGGAGAGGAAGAAGUGGAUCAGGACGGGAAAGAUGACGACCACAAGAGCAGCUCAGAGGGAGGAGAUCCCAACAAUGACACUCAGAGCGCCCCAGAGAGCAAGAAGGCCAGUCAGGGGGUAAAUUCUCGACAAGUGUAAAGAAAAAAAAAAAAAAAAGAAUUUAAGAACGUUACAGUUCUACUUACCUGAUAUACAGUACAUACAACAGAGAACGCGCUGCAUUUGUCCCCAUUAAAUGUUGUAGCCGUCUGAAACUGACUAAACCUAAAUCUGAGUUUGCAUUGUGAAGAUUCUGUGGCAGUCUGGUUACCGUGCCGCCCGCCCCCAUAAUCCCAAGCUCCCCUCAUGUCCCAUGUUCUCUGCUUUCCCACAUCAGCGCUGCUCGUCUGUCCAAGCUACCAUUGCUGCUCCGGCCCUUAGGCAUGAGAGCGCUUCACUCUAGUAUAAAUGUGACUCUCAUACAUUAAGAGACUGAUUCAAAUGUGUGGUGUUAGGGUUAUGCGCAUUGUCCCUUUGCUAAUCAGUUUUCCAUCACAAUAAAUAUAUAGAUAGUUAAUGUUGGUUCCAUACACUGAUCUCCAGUUUUAUGUUUUUGUUUUGAAAUUUCCCAUUUAACUGUGUUAUAAUGGGAAAAACCUCUCUGUCCUGACUGGUCCAGAGAAUACAGGGAUAGCUUACAACCUGGGACACAAAUAAGGAAAAUACAUGAACAACACAAACUCAAUAAGAAUUAUUCGGAGGAAGAUGCACUCACCACACUAUUAGUACAGUACACAAAGUAUACAGGCAACUGAUAUCAAGACCUGGAAAUAUGUCUAUCUCUAGUACUCUGCUGUAACAAUGGAAUGCCAACUGGUUAAUAUGAGACUAGCCUUCUCAUUAAACAAAAAUUCUUAGACCUGAAGUGCUGCAUCUCAUUUGUUGUAAUACUACAGUAUGUGUUUGCCUUCAAUAGGCAAAUUAUAAUUUCACAGUAGGAUAUAGAUAUGAGCAACCAGUUGAAGCAGAUAUUUACAAAGAGACCAGCCUCCAAUUAAUUACUACUUUAGGCUGUGUAAUGUAUUAAGGCCAGUUUUUUUAAACAUAUUUAAGUUCCUACAACUACUGAAAUUCAGUCGCAUGUUAAUAUAGUUUUGUUACAUUUCCUUACAGAGCCCCUUAAUGGGGGAAGGAUUAAGAUGAUAGUUUGAAGAAGUCCCUUUAGAAGCAUUACUACUGUUGGCUGUCUAGGAUUAUUUGUACAGUAUAGUGAAGUCCUCAUUGAUAUGCCAUGUUUCAUUAUGUAUCAGGCCAUUCACUGAGACCCUGUUCAAAACAGAUACUUUAUACAUCAUGACACACAGCAAACCAUUAUUGAGCUUCAUUUUACUUAAGUAGAUAUAAAGUAUAAAGUUAUGAGGAAAAAAAUAUGACAGUACUUGUUUCCCUAUCAUACUGAAAUUCUGGGUUCCAGGUUAAUACUGAAUUCAUUUAGAAAGCUUUAGCUUGAUGCUUUCAAUUAAAAGGACUAUUAUAAUACAUUUUAUUUAAAAAAAUCCUUGUUGAUUUUGAAGAAGUCAGAGUCUGGCUCUGUGUGGAAAAAAUGUAGUUACAGUACAUUCUUCCUUUUGAACAUCUGCCUGUAGAGAGUUUUCUGCACAAUGAUAUACCACUCCUUCAUGUAAUCAGAAGAAAUAUGAAUGGAAAACUUAGCAUAAAUGUAUGAAGUAAUGUGCACAGUUACACAAUUGUAUAUCAUAUAAUUUAAAUCUAUAUUUAUAUUUUGAUGUAGAAUGUAGGACCACUAGUAUUCUACAAAACUAGACAACUCCUGUUCUUUUUACAAAAAAAGUGAAACAUUAAUUUUCUCUAUGUGUGUGAAAUUAGUUAUGUUUCGUAGACUUUUUAAUGGCAUGCAAGACCAUUAUACACAUGUACUGAAUUUAGCACACACCAGGUGACUAUUAUUAUGCAUUACAUGACUAUUAAACAUGUGCCCAUUGUACAAAUCACAUGACUUACAUACAGUACAGAUUUUCUCAUUUCUUAAUGUUAUCAACAAUCUGUAAAUUUACCACUGUGUAUUAGUGCAUAAGGAAGUCCAGAACUCCUGGGUUAAUCCUGAGCUGGGACUGUUUUAGAAUUGGAUCCACCUCCCCAUGGCCACAUUCCUUUUCCACUCCAUUAACAUGACAGAAGUUGCCUUUUGAUUUGCAUUUUUUGUCAAAAAUCAUAUUCUAUUUAUUUUUGAUUAUGGCAAAUAAGCUGUGGGGAAAUAUAAAGUAAUUAAAUUUUCUGUUCGAUACCAUUUUAAUCUCUGUUAUGCUUGUAAUUGGA